AUGUCUAAUCCAAGCUCAAAACAUUUCUUGAAUGAUCCACAAAAACUGGUUACGGCAUCACUCAGGUCUCUUACAAUCUUAAACCCUACAAUCUGCCUCGAUGUGGAAACCAAAGUCGUAUAUCUGGCGCCAGAUGAAAUCAACCCAAUCCAAAAGCGCGUUUCAGUCCUAUCUGGUGGAGGGAGUGGUCAUGAGCCAUCCUUCGGUGCAAUGGUGGGGAAGGGGUUCCUUGAUGCUGCAGCUUGUGGCUCCAUUUUCGCAUCUCCAAAUUCUGGUCAGAUUCUGUCUGCCAUACAUCGUUUGGCUCAUCAUUCCAAGGAGAUCCUUGUUACUGUGAUGAACUAUACUGGCGAUGUGUUAAACUUCGGGGUUGCUAUUGAGAAGUUCAAGACACAGCGUCCUGGCAUAAGCGUCAAGAUGCUCAUUGUAGGAGAUGACGCUGCAGUUCCGCGGAGCAGAUUUGGCAAGGUUGGGCGACGCGGUACGGCUGGGACAGUUCUCGUUCACAAGGCUACUGGAGCCCUUGCGAGCCUGGGAUAUGAUCUGGAUACUGUUGCGAAAACCGGCCAGCUGAUCGCGGACAAUAUUGUUACAAUCGGCGUCGCACUUGACAGGGUUCAUGUUCCAGGAAGAGCGGAGCAAGCCUACAGCCUAGCCCAUGAUGAAGUUGAGCUUGGGAUGGGAAUUCACAAUGAGCCCGGUUGCGCUCUACUGCGAGCUUCUGACACGGAACUUCCCGCCCUCGUGAACCGGGCUCUACUUCAACUACUGGACUGCAAUGAUGAGGAGAGGGGGUUUAUAAAACAUUGGAGCCGUACCGUUGUUCUCAUGGUCAACAAUCUGGGCGGCUUGAGUGCUCUUGAACUGGGGGCGGCGACGGCAGAAAUUGUUGACCAGCUCAACGACACCUAUGGAAUCACCCCUAAAUGUGUCUUGUCUGGCACAUUCAUGGCAAGUUUGGAUUGCCGAGGUUUUUCGAUCACGUUGCUUAACGUUGUGCCUCUAGGUAUCCCCCAUGAUAUCCUUUCUCUCCUCGGCUAUCCAACUACAGCUCUUGGUUGGGCUGUGAAUGCCCCGUUGAAACAUCGCCAACGACCUAAUAGCUCAGAUUCUUCUCCAACCAAGGAAAAAGAAAUGGAUACAAACGGUUCCACUUCACACAGUGUCGAUAUCGACAUGAGCUUGACGUACUCCGCACUUCGCGCCGGGCUCAAAGCGGUCGUAUCGGCAGAGCCCGAAGUUACUCGAUAUGACACUAUUGUAGGAGAUGGGGAUUGUGGAACGACCUUGAGUCGAGGAGCUACUGGGAUCCUGGAGAUGCUUUCUAGACAAGAGCACGACAAUAUCGUCUCGCUGCUCUCAUCAAUAUCGGCAUCUGUGGAGGAGACCAUGGAUGGAACAUCGGGUGCAAUUUACUCUAUACUUCUCAAUGCUCUGACGCAAACGCUCCAAACAAGACGGAAGAGCAAAACUAGCAUGAAUGCCGAAGUCUGGGCGCAGGCUUUGAGGGAUGCUCUCACAGUCUUGUCAAGCUAUACGCCAGCUAGACCUGGGGAUAGGACCCUCUUAGAUGCACUGGUCCCUUUUAUCGAAACCCUCGAGAAAACAAAGAAUAUUGCCGAUGCUGCGGAUGCUGCACAGACUGGAGCCAAGAGCACACAAGACUUGAAAGCACGUUUGGGUCGUGCUGUGUAUGUAGGAAACGAAAGUGAAUGGCUUGGCACUAUCCCAGAUCCUGGUGCAUGGGGCUUGCAGAAAUUCCUUAUGGGUUUGGCAGAUAAUCUGAAGAAUACUAGUUCAUAA
Clonostachys byssicola is the source of this 1803-nucleotide messenger RNA. The record is from the annotation of a GenBank genome assembly. NCBI's taxonomy places the organism in Eukaryota, Fungi, Ascomycota, Sordariomycetes, Hypocreales, Bionectriaceae.